UGGUCGGUCAAAUGUCAAAAAACUUUUUUGCGAUUUAAAUAAUUUUCGACCAUGUAAGCGAGGUGCUGUAGGGAUUUUUAAAUAAUCGACGUCAAAUGAACUAACCUAGUGUAGGAAAUAUUUAAUUUUUUUAUUCAAGAACCUACCUACCAUAGGAUGGUUUAAACAGUGAAAUAUGGCUGAAAAGUUAGGAUUAGGCACUGAGAUUAGAGAAUUAAAGAUUGGACAAAGUUUUGUUAAUCCGAAAUCGAAAGCAUUUCACACAAUGAAAUAUGAUUUCAAACCAGCUUCAGUUGAUACUAAUAAAAAGGCCACUGUAGAAGUUCCUGGAGUUAAUCAAGUUACUGUUACAGUUCCUCAUUUAGAUGGAGCAGGUAUUCCACAAACAGUGUUUAAAGGCUCUCAAAAACCAUAUACUAAAGAAUGUGUACUCAUAAUAGACAGGGUUACUGGAGAAAUCACUUUAGAAAAAUUAAGUUGUAAUAUUCAAGUCAAGAAAACUAGGAGUGAAUAUAACAAACCUCAUAUGUCAAAAGCUGAUAGGUUAAGUCAACAAAGCAAUGACAGAUCUGGUGGUAGUAGUAUGCCUUCGAACAGCUCCUCAAAACAACAACAGAGUCUCCCAAUGCGAUCUCAAACACCUCCAGGAGGUACAAACUCCUCGGCGAGCGCCGUCCACGGGGGCGUAGGUCAUCGGGUUUCGAACAAGACGAAAGUCGCCAGCGGCAGCCGUCGAGGAGCCGAUAGACAAAUUACACAUUUGGUGCCAAAACAUUCGCCGCUGCAUGCGAGUCCCAGUUACCCCUCUCCCGGACAUCCAGUCAAGAGUCCAAAGAGAGAUUUGCACAAUAUCGCUAACGAAUCACAUAAUCAUAGUACUCUUGCCAGCCUUCCGAUGAUAGGCAUAGACGACUUUUCGGAUCUUAGGCCUCCUUCUAGAAAUGCUCACAGCUCGUCUGGUAUGCACAAUUCCAGAUCAUCUCAAAAUUCGAGCAACCAGCGACCACCUACGGAAAAACGGCCAAAUCCUACUCCAGUGCCCACUGUAAAGAUCGACAACGGCGUUGGAGUGAUGAGCGACUCUUCGUCAUCGAGUAGCGGCAGCGAUUCGGAUAGUGACGAACCCUCCACAGUAGUCAAUCCAACAAUGUUUAAUAACGCUCCAGCUGGCAAAACGAACGGCUACAGCAACGGUAGCAACAACGCUCCUAUGAAAAUUGACACGAGGUUGCUCAAUGACGAUUUGUGCCUGUCUGAAAGUGGGUCCGAUUCAGACUGAUACGUUAUAGAGGCUUUUAUGAUGUUCGUUCCGUGUCUUUUGUGAAUAAGCCGAUUUGGCAAAGUUUAUAAGGUAACGAUAUUUAGUAUUUGUAAUAAAAUAAUAUAUAUGUACUAUAUUUCCAGAAAUAUAUACUGCAAGUGAUA
Diabrotica virgifera virgifera (western corn rootworm) is the source of this 1425-nucleotide messenger RNA. Its product is annotated as ell-associated factor Eaf. Gene Ontology annotation, molecular function: transcription elongation factor activity. Gene Ontology annotation, cellular component: super elongation complex. The record is from RefSeq and is a predicted model, not a curated record. Lineage: Eukaryota; Metazoa; Arthropoda; Insecta; Coleoptera; Chrysomelidae. The coding region runs from base 176 to 1279 and encodes 367 amino acids. Gene Ontology annotation, biological process: positive regulation of DNA-templated transcription; regulation of transcription elongation by RNA polymerase II. The transcript has 8 exons.